UUGCAAUAAAACACAACUUCACUGAUAUCCAAUCACAUUGCCAUUAGAUUCUAAUUCCAAAAGAGUAAUACAACACAAAAACUGAGCGAAUAAGUAGGUUAGUAUGCCAGUAAGGACAUAAUUUUCAGAUCAGCUGAGGCCCGAAGACGAAGUUGACUUGACGGUGGUGGCGGUGCGGCGCUGGUCGGCAACUGAGGUGUUUGUUAUGGUCUGUGUUUAGGUGUGUUUGUUGUGGUGGGCAGCGAAAUAAUCAAGGAAAGAUGUCUGGCGCCAAGAAACAACCCACCAUUUCCAUGUUCUUUGCUCCAUCAAACAAUGGAGGGUCAAAGAAGUAUACAACAGAUGAGGGGACAAGAGUCAAGAACCAUACACAGGUGGCUGAGGUGGGCAUCUCCCCAGCCAUGAAGCGUGCCGGCAGCAAAACCAAGGGAAGCAAAGGCGGUAAAACAUCAGCAAAGAGAGCAAGGAUUGAAGAAGACCUGGAAAGUUCACCUCCAUCUCAAAAUGGCAGUCCCAAGAAGAGAAGUCUCACGCCAUGGACGAAAGAAAGACUUGGUGCAUUUUCCUGUGAUUCUGCUGUUGAUGAGAAUGAGGGAAGUGCAAUGGCUGUAGAUGAAGUGGAACCACCUCAAGAAACAGUCUCCAAAAAUGAAAAGAAUGGCAUUAGUGAUAGAUUAAAUGCUUUCAAGAACACAAGUAGCAGCAGCAGCAGUAGCAGUAGCAAUCAACAGUCAUCAUUAUCAUCAGCUCCCUCAUCAUCCCUCAAGCCUGCAGUUCUUAAACCUCUGCCAGGAAUGAAGCUGACCCCUCUGGAGCAGCAGGUGGCAGACAUUAAGAACAAGCAGCCUGAAGUGCUCUUGUUUGUUGAGUGUGGCUAUAAGUACAGAUUUUUUGGUAAUGAUGCUGAGAUUGCUGCUAAAGAACUGAACAUUAUGGCUCAUCUGGACCACAGCUUCAUGACUGCCAGUAUUCCCACACAUCGCCUCUAUGUGCAUGUCCGCCGCCUGGUGGCUAAAGGCUACAAGGUUGGAGUGGUGAAGCAGACUGAGACCGCUGCCCUCAAAGCUGCUGGAGCCAAUAAGACAGCUCCCUUUGGGCGCAAAUUGACAGCACUCUAUACUCGCUCCACCCUGAUAGGGGAAGAUGUAACUCCUGGGUCAAGAGGAGCGGGACUAGAGGAUGGAGAUGUGUCUGAGGGGACUACAGCCAUGCUGCUGGUGUUGAAUGAAGACAAGGGUCCCUCAGGGAAAGAUGGGGCUGUCAUUAUAUCCAUGGUGGCCAUCCAGCCCAGCACAGGUGAUAUCAUAUACGACACCUUUGAGGACUCCAAGACCAGGACUGAACUGUGUUGUCGUCUGGACCACCUACAGCCUGUGGAAGCUGUUGUCUCACCAAACACUUCAGAACUCACCACUAAAACUAUCACCACCUCAGCCACCAAGAAUGAUGACUGUAUCCGAAUUGAACGGCUAGACGAGAGGAAGUUUGACAGUAAGGAGUCUUUGAAGCUCAUUGUCAAUCUGUUUAAUGGAGAGGAGGAAAAAGUGAACCACAUCUCCACUCUGCCUUCCUGUGUGAUUGGCUGCCUGGGGGCCACCUUGCGGUACCUUGCUGAGUUCAAGCUGGAUGGUAUUGUCAAGAUGGCUGGUUCCAUCCAGAAGUACAGCUCAAGCCGCCACCACAUGAGGUUGUCCGGUGCCACGCUGCGCAACCUGGAGGUGCUGACCAAUGCCUCAGAGGGUGGCACCAAGGGCAGCCUCUUCUGGGCUCUGGACAACACACAGACCAAGUUUGGGUCCAGGUUACUGCUUCGGUGGAUCACACAGCCACUGCUGGACGAGGGAGAGAUUAGGGAUCGGCAGGACAUGGUGGAGGAGAUGAUGACCUCCAGUGCCCCAGUGCUGGUGAAGCUCAAGGAGGCUUUGUACAAACUGCCAGACUUUGAGAGGGCCAUUACCACCAUUUUCCAUAAGAAAUGCAGCCCUCAUGAGUUCUGGCUGGCUGUGCAAGGUCUCAGCCACCUCCACUCUGAGCUUUCAAGGGCUGGAGGGAACCUGGAGGAGACCAUUACCUCUCCCUGCCUUGUGGAGCUUCUUAGGGAUGUCUUGGAGGGCCUGGCCAAUGUGGAAGCCUAUGCUGCCAAUAUUAAUGAAGCCAGUGCCAAAGAAGGCAAGAAAACCACACUUCUCAGGGAUUUCUCAGAGUAUCCAGAUGUUAUCAAAAGGCAGCAAGACAUUACUGAGGUGGAGAAAAAGUUGAAUGAUCUUAUUCCAGAUAUUGCAAGGACUCUAAGUGUGCCUGCAUUCAAGUACACCACAGUAUCUGGCCUUGAGUACUUGAUAGAAGUCACCAAUGCCCGGAUCAAAGCUGUCCCCAAGUCCUGGUCCAAGAUUAGCUCAACAAAAGCUGUCAGCAGAUUUAGAUCUCCAGAAAUAGAGAAACACUUCCAGAAGUUACAGCAACUGAGGGAGCAGCUACAGAUGGACUGUCAUGAGGCAUGGCUCAAGGUGCUGGAGUCAUUCUCUGGGCACUACCACCGCCACCGCCAAGCCGUGAGGUCCCUUGCUGUCCUGGAUGCUGUGUCAGCCUUGGCUGGAGUGGCAAAGUCUCAGGGAUACUGCCGUCCAAAAUUGUCUGCCAAAGGGAGUGGCGGAGCAAAACUGAAAAUUGUGCAAGGUCGACAUCCUGUGGUGAGCCAGAUUAAGAUGGGAGACCAGCAGUAUGUUGCCAAUGACACCAACAUGGAGGUUGAUGGGGAGCGGGUGAUGCUGGUGACGGGACCAAACAUGGGUGGCAAGUCAUGCUACAUGCGACAAGUUGCCCUCAUUGCCCUCAUGGCACAGAUGGGAAGCUUUGUUCCUGCAGACUCUGUUGAGAUGACAAUUCUAGAUGGCAUUUACACAAGGAUGGGCGCUGCGGAUGAGAUAUUCUCUGGACGCAGUACCUUCAUGGUGGAAGUCGGGGAGACUGCUGACAUCAUGCGAGAAGCCACCAAGGACUCACUGGUGAUCCUGGACGAGCUGGGUAGAGGUACCUCCACACAUGACGGUGUGGCAGUGGCCAUGGCUGUGUUGGACCACUUCCUCAAUCGUGUUGGCUGCCUCACUGUCUUUGUCACCCACUACCUCCCUCUUACAGACUUUGGCCGCAUCUACCCUAAGCAAGUGGGCAACUACCACAUGGCAUUUAUCGUGAAUGAUGAGGAAGAGAGUGAUGGAGUAGAAGCAGUGACCUUCAUGUACCAGCUGACCUCUGGGAGUGCUGGCCAAAGCUAUGGCCUCAAUGUGGCCCGCCUGGCUGAGGUGCCCCAAUCUAUCCUGGUCAGAGCUGCUGAAAAGUCAAAGGAGCUCGAGAAAACCUGUAUUUCUAAGAGGAAGAGAAUGAAGCUUUUCCAGAAUUUGAUGGCAAGUAAGGUCACUGGAGAGAUAAGGCAGCACCUGGAGGCUCUGAAGACUGUCGAUGAGGGAACAGUGUGUGAAGAUACCUAAGUAAGCUGCUCUACAAGAAUAAUGAAAGAAAGAAGAAUAUUAAACUUACAAAUGGAAAGCCUCUCAAGAUCCCACAUGAAUGGUCAUUUACAGAAAUUGAUGAAGGUCAAAAUCUUAAUAGUUCACAAGAUAUUGAUAAUUGAUUGAGUGAAGAUGUAAACUCAGAAUUUGACAUUUUUUUUAUUGUGUUAGAAUAAUAAAAUAACUAAGAAUGUUCAGACUAAUUAGAGACAUUAGAAUUCAUUAUUUUCACAAUUUCAUUUGGUCAGCAUCUGGUUAAUUCUGCCUUGUAAGAAACGAUUAUAUAUGUACAAGAUGUUCUUCCAUCAGUUUCUUUUCCAUUGCAACGUCAUCAUCUUAACUUCACUUUUCCACCAAUAACUUCACAUCACCCACAUCAUCCCUCACCACCACCAUCACAGAAACUUCAUCCCUGCCUAGUUUUAACAAGUUAGAAAUCCCCUUUUUUCAGCUGUGACUUGCCUGUAUGAUGUGUGAACAUUCCUGUAUCCCUUGAUAAUUAUGUUAUAGUACAAGGAGUCAAAUGGUUUUAGGUAAAUAAAUAUGUGCUUGAUA
Molecule: messenger RNA, 4064 nt
Organism: Portunus trituberculatus (swimming crab)
Lineage: Eukaryota; Metazoa; Arthropoda; Malacostraca; Decapoda; Portunidae
Product: DNA mismatch repair protein Msh3-like
Exons: 20
Coding region: 261-3488 (1075 amino acids)
Biological process (GO): mismatch repair; mitotic recombination
Cellular component (GO): nucleus
Molecular function (GO): mismatched DNA binding; ATP-dependent DNA damage sensor activity; ATP binding
Source: RefSeq, a predicted model, not a curated record